AUGGCAACAAAUUACUUCUCUAAAUGGGUCGGGGCUGCAGCUUAUAAGAAGAUCAGAGAGAAGGAAGUGAUUGAUUUCAUUUGGAAUCACGUAAUCUGUCGGGUUAAAAUUUCGAAGGAAAUCACUUGUGAUAAUGGCCCACAAUUUAUUGGAGCCAAAGUCACAAGUUUCCUUGAGGAGUUAAGCAUCAAAAGUAUCACUUCUUCCCCUUACCAUCCCAGUGGAUACAAUCAUGCGGAGUCAACAAACAAGACAGUUAUCUUGAAUCUGAAGAAGAAACUAGAAGAUGCCAAGGGAGCAUGGCCUUCAAAGUUACCGGAGGUGCUUUGGGCAUAUAGAACCACGAUGAAAUCUAGCAUCGAUGAAACUCCUUUCUUCCUGGUGUACGGAGCGAAGGCAUUGAUCCCGAUGGAAGUCGAAGCUCCUAACUCCUGGUACGAUUGGGCACAAAGACAGGCUAACUCUGAGGCAAUGUCGAUUCAGCUGGCUCUAUUGGAGGAACACAGAGACCUCGCGUACGUUCGGAUAAUGGCUCAAAAGCAGCAAAUGGAGUGA
Messenger RNA from Lycium ferocissimum, 555 nucleotides. RefSeq lists its product as uncharacterized. The coding region runs from base 1 to 555 and encodes 184 amino acids. NCBI's taxonomy places the organism in Eukaryota, Viridiplantae, Streptophyta, Magnoliopsida, Solanales, Solanaceae. The record is from RefSeq and is a predicted model, not a curated record. Gene Ontology annotation, biological process: DNA integration. Gene Ontology annotation, molecular function: nucleic acid binding. The transcript has a single exon.